Molecule: messenger RNA, 531 nt
Organism: Ixodes scapularis (black-legged tick)
Lineage: Eukaryota; Metazoa; Arthropoda; Arachnida; Ixodida; Ixodidae
Exons: 3
Coding region: 1-531 (176 amino acids)
Source: RefSeq, a predicted model, not a curated record
AUGGCAGCAGUUGAUAUGCCAACUAUGCAGAACUUCAGUGUUACCGAUGUGCCAGUUACGCUGCAUCUUAGAAAGCACUCUCCACGUAGUGGCAACGGCUCACCGGUAUUAUGUUUUCACUUGCAACGUUACAUCGGAGGUGGGAUUUCUCUAUCCGAAGAAAAGUUCAACUGGGCCAUGGAUGAAGCGAAGUCGGACUUUCGCUGCUGCACUCUGUUGGCUUGGUGUCUCUACAAGGACGAGGACCUGGCCAACAGGAGCGUAACGGGCCAGCCCUCCAGGCGCAACCUAAAGUAUGGCGCCGUGAAAAAAAAGCCCAUCACACCAGCCGAAAUGGAUGCAAUCAAAAUUGGCUCAUCUCACUAUGUGAAGAAGCGCAAGACUACUGUGCCCUAUGACGACCGGAUCGGCAAAGCCCGCUGUCGUCUUUCGAACUUCUUAAGCAAGAAGAAUUGUCCUUCGAAGGCCGAAAAGUACCCACAGGUGCCCCUGACACCUCCUGUGCCCUUGGCGUCUUCUAACGAAAAUUAA